Molecule: messenger RNA, 990 nt
Organism: Stylonychia lemnae
Lineage: Eukaryota; Ciliophora; Spirotrichea; Sporadotrichida; Oxytrichidae
Source: the annotation of a GenBank genome assembly
AUGUCUAAUAUUGUGCACUCUAUAGAAUAGAAUGGAAAUACUACUAGACUUUCAGUAAUAGAUCCAGGAUCGUAUCUAUUUCCACAUUUACAAAGAUUUUUUAAGAGACCAAGCAGUUUGAGUCCCAUAAAAAUGGCUUAAGCAGAUGCAUAUUCAUAAAAUCAAGGCAUACUAAGUGCAUAGCCGACUCUUAGUAAUUUCAACUCUAUAGCAAUUAACGCACAUGGUAAUCCCUAGACCACUAGAACACCAAAUAUUAUCAACCAACGAAGUGAGACAAUGCUUGCUUAAAUCAGAAAUAUCCCUCUGAGAAAUAAAUAUAUCCAAUCUAUUAACUGUGAAAAUCUAUCCUCUGUUACCUAGAGGCUUUAAGUAAAAUCACUUUAAAAAAGACUAAAGAAGCGUAAAAAAUACCUAAUAAAGAAUGAGCAUAUUCCUCAAAUCUAAACUAUACCACCUCUAACUUAAAAGGUCUCUGUGUUAAGAAGUAAUAUUGAAGAAGCACUCGGGUUGCCGAAGCAUGAUGACUAUUAAAAUAAAAGGAAUACCCCUUUCAUGAAUGAUAGUAAACAAUCAACACCUAUAAAGUUUCUCUCUUAAAUAUAACUAUCAUAGCCUAGAGGAGCAUACCAACUAUUUAAAACAGACAAAUUCGAUUUCACUAGAACCAUUGUCAACUUUUAGUAAAAAGAACUUUAGCUGAGAUAGCCAGAUCCACCUCUUAGCAGUCAACCCAGCCUAAAGGAAGGCUUAAUCAAAAGGGAAAGAAAAAGCAAAAAGCAGUUGCCUAAAACUAAGAGUUAAACAGUAUUACAGCUGGAAUAGUAAAGAUAGAAGUUCGCAUAGUUAAUGAAUGUUAAUUAUGAUGAGUAGUUCAGGUCUCUUGAGAGAGAUAUCAAAAAGAUAAAUCCAGAAAAGUUUGAGCGCAAGGCUAAGAUCAGACAGCACUCAGUAAAAUUUAUAGAUCAGAUUGAAUCUGAUUACUAUUGA